AGUCCCUCCUCUGCGUCCCCCCGACGCCCCGUCCCCACGGGCCGGAACGCAGCGCUGUUCCUUUAACACCGCGCGGGAAGGGUGUAUGGAGAAGGGCUGAGUCCUCCCGCCUCCUCCUCCACCGCUCCCUUCCUCCCCCUCCGUCCCUCCCUCCCAUCCGAGUUUCAGGUGAAUGGGUCACUAAGGAAGGAGGCCGGCCACACCACACCUUCUCGCCAGCGCCCACUUUCCCCUCCCUGCUUCCUCUGGCGCAGGCGGCAGGACUCCGGGAGAGCGAGCCGAGCGCCGAGGAGCAGCAGAUUGGCUUAUCUUGGGAGCUGCUGGGGAUUGCUCAUCCUGAACAUCAGGUGACCAUCGACAUCAGCCAUGUCAUCAAGGCCUUUGGAAAGUCCACCUCCUUAUAACCCUGAUGAAUUCAAACCAAAUCAUUAUGCACCAAGCAAUGACAUGUAUGGUGGAGAGAUGCAUGUUCGACCAAUGCUUUCUCAGCCAGCAUAUUCUUUUUACCCAGAAGAUGAAAUCCUUCACUUCUACAAAUGGACCUCUCCUCCAGGAGUGAUUCGGAUUCUGUCUAUGCUCAUUAUCGUGAUGUGCAUUGCCAUCUUUGCCUGCGUUGCCUCCACACUUGCCUGGGACAGAGGCUAUGGAACUUCCUUACUAGGUGGUGGUAUAAACUACCCUUAUGGAGGAAGUAGCUUUGGUGGCUACGGAAGUGGCUAUGGUUAUGGCUAUGGCUAUGGUUACGGCUAUGGAAGCUAUACGGAUCCAAGAGCAGCAAAGGGCUUCCUGUUGGCCAUGACUGCCUUUUGCUUCGUUGCUACGUUGGUGAUAUUUGUUACCAGUGUUAUAAGAUCUGACAUGUCCAGAACAAGAAGAUACUACUUGAUUGUGAUAAUAGUGAGUGCUGUCCUGGGCAUCAUGGUAUUUAUUUCCACAAUUGUCUAUAUAAUGGGAGUCAACCCAACUGCCCAGGCUUCUGGGUCUAUAUAUGGUUCACAGAUCUAUGCCCUCUGCAACCAGUUUUAUACGCCUGUGACUACUGGAAUCUACGUGGAUCAAUAUUUGUAUCACUACUGUGUGGUGGAUCCCCAGGAGGCCAUUGCCAUCGUACUGGGUUUCUUGGUUAUUGUGGCUUUUGCUUUAAUAAUUUUCUUUGCUGUGAAAACUCGAAGAAAGAUGGACCGGUAUGACAAGUCCAAUAUUUUGUGGGACAAGGAACACAUUUAUGAUGAGCAGCCCCCUAAUGUCGAGGAGUGGGUUAAAAAUGUGUCUGCAGGCACACAAGACAUGCCCCCACCCCCCUCUGACUAUGCGGAGAGAGUUGAUGGCUCCCUGGUAUACUCUUCCAUUGGCAAAGUGAAUGGCAGGCGGUCUUAUCCAGAGUCUUCCUAUAAAUCCACACCGGUGCCUGAGGUGGCUCAGGAGCUUCCAGUGACUUCACCUCUGGAUGACUUCAGGCAGCCUCGUUACAGCAGCAGUGGUAACUUUGAGACACCUUCGAAAAGGGCUCCCACGAAGGGAAGAGCAGGAAAAUCAAGGAGAAUGGAGCAGGACCACUAUGAAACAGACUACACAACGGGCGGCGAGUCUUGUGAUGAGCUGGAGGACGACUGGAUCAGGGAAUAUCCACCUAUCACUUCGGAUCAAGAAAGACAAUUCUACAAGAGAGAUUUUGACACUGGCCUGCAGGAAUACAAGAGCUUACAAGCAGAACUUGAUGAGGUCAAUAAAGAACUCUCUCGACUGGAUAAAGAACUAGAUGACUAUAGAGAAGAAAGUGAAGAGUAUAUGGAGGCUGCUGAUGAAUACAACAGACUGAAGCAAGUUAAGGGAUCUGCAGAUUACAAAAAUAAGAGGAAUUAUUGCAAGCAGUUGAAGAGCAAAUUGUCACACAUCAAGAAGAUGGUCGGGGACUAUGAUAGACGGAAAACAUAGAAGGUAGAUGCCACAUUGUUUGAGAAAUGAAGACGUAUCUGUCUGAUGUCUCUGAAGUGUUCUCAGAAGGCAAAUGACUUGGAUCAUUAACCCAGGAAGCCAAACUUUUGUGAUCCAUUACGAAGUUUUGGUAGCUUUAAUAUCAGUGUUGAAGCAUUUUUUAAAUAGUUUUUGAUAAUGAACUUGGCUGAACACUCCAAUUAAGGAUAUUAUGCUUUAAACAUUGGUUGUUGUGUUAAGAAUGAAAUACUGUUUGAGGUUUUUAAACCUUAACACAAGGUCCUGGUGUGAACUGUGUGGUGAACUUCCACACAGCAGACAGUGAUGUAUUAAUAUUUGUGUACAUGCAUUCAUUCACACAGGUGAUCUCAUUUAUCCUCCCAAUAACCUUUCAGGUAACUAUUAUUUAUAAUCACUUCUUUUCAGAUAAGGAAAGUAGGUCUCCACAAUGAAGUCUCUGAAGUGAACCUUGCUUGUUUCCUAGCACACAGUUUUGGUUAAGUCUGUUUUAUGACUCUAUUAAUAAUAAAGUCCCUGGCCUUUCAUAUUUUAGCUACUAUGUGUACUGUGUUCUACCAGCCUCCAUGUUGAUUUUUUCUGUUGUAUAAAUGGUUGAAAGAGGUUUUUUCUUGUUUUAUGUUAUCCUAAUAAUACAGAUCAUGUACAAGU
Molecule: messenger RNA, 2604 nt
Organism: Microcebus murinus (gray mouse lemur)
Lineage: Eukaryota; Metazoa; Chordata; Mammalia; Primates; Cheirogaleidae
Gene: OCLN
Product: occludin
Biological process (GO): bicellular tight junction assembly
Cellular component (GO): bicellular tight junction; cytoplasmic vesicle; apical plasma membrane
Source: RefSeq, a predicted model, not a curated record